GUUGGCUGGACAACAGGCGGUGAGAUAUGGGACGCCAACGAUCUAAACGGGCAUCCAGUGCCGACAUGCCAGGCAGCGGAAAUGCAAACCCGUAUUGCUCUCAAUGCUCCAACGAAUCAUCAAAAUGCAAAUAUCCUGAAAGCGGCAAGAGAGCAAAGACUUGCAGAGACUGAGUCGGCCCUUUAUGGUGCUCUCAUGACAUUGAGCUCAAUGGGUCCAACAACUACUUUGCUCCAAGCCACCACGAAGCCGGAUUCGCUACAAAAAUCGAAAUCUGCACGAAUGGAUGAAUGGUCGCGAUUGCCGCUUCGAGGUUGGCCCGACAUAUACCACUGGAAGGCAUCCAUGUGCGAUCAAUUUACCCUCAAUCAGUCGCAAGAGGUACCGCUCGUGGAUCACUCGACAGCUAGUCAUGCCAUUUCAGCUUCGCCUGCUGCGACUACCAUCCACAGUCACAGCCCUCAAGGUGAAUUAGAAACUUCUGGGCCGGCUAGCUUUGCGUGGCACCCAGGCGAAGAUGUCAACAUGGGCAGUCCCUAUAACGCCUAUCUUCGACCUCCCGGGAUGAUUUCUUCUCCGACGUAUUUGAGGGACCCAGCUCCGGGUCCAGCAGAGACCUUAGUUAAUCCAUUUCCUGACUUAAGUACCGCCACGGUGACGGGUAAUAGUGGGAAAGAAGACGAACAUUCCACGAUGGCGGACGAGCUAUCUAAAAGCAAGCCUAGCAUAUACUUCUAA
This is a messenger RNA of Aspergillus piperis CBS 112811, 738 nucleotides long. RefSeq lists its product as uncharacterized. Lineage: Eukaryota; Fungi; Ascomycota; Eurotiomycetes; Eurotiales; Aspergillaceae. The annotation marks the transcript as partial. The record is from RefSeq and is a predicted model, not a curated record. The transcript is spliced from 4 exons.